This is a messenger RNA of Syzygium oleosum, 4228 nucleotides long. Its product is annotated as ABC transporter B family member 15-like. Gene Ontology annotation, biological process: transmembrane transport. The record is from RefSeq and is a predicted model, not a curated record. Lineage: Eukaryota; Viridiplantae; Streptophyta; Magnoliopsida; Myrtales; Myrtaceae. The transcript has 7 exons. Gene Ontology annotation, molecular function: ATP hydrolysis activity; ABC-type transporter activity; ATP binding. Bases 232 to 3999 code for a protein of 1255 amino acids. Gene Ontology annotation, cellular component: membrane.
AUCGAUGCAGUUAUUCAAUCCUCCAUCUCGCAGGCUAUAAAUAAUGGCUGCUCUUGGCCAAGAGGAGACACCACCAACCCCGUCAGCUUCGGUUCUGAUCUCAUGUCUCACUGUCAUUCUAGGGGGAAGUGACAAGCAAAGCAGCAUUUAUAGCCAGUCAAUCAAUCAGCAGAUGUGAGAGUUGAGAAUCUUUACGUUGGCUUGUCCUGAGAGAAGCUUGGGAAGACAGAAAUGGAAAAUGAGAGACGGAGCGAUGCGGCGGAGGAGGAGGAGAUGACGAAGAAGAAUAAGAAGAAGGGGUGGUCGUCGAUAGGGUCCAUAUUCAUGCACGCAGAUAGGGUGGACAAGUGCUUAAUGGGUCUCGGCUUCGUCGGAACCGUUGCCGAUGGCUUCUCUACUCCCCUCGUGCUCUUCGUCACUAGUCAGCUCAUGAACAACAUCGGCGCUGCAUCUUCUCUGGAUCCCGCAACGUUUCGUCACAGCAUGAACAAGAAUGCACUGGUUCUCUUGUACAUCGCCUGUGGAUUGUUGUUUGCUUGUUUUCUAGAAGGGUAUUGUUGGACCAGGACUGGUGAAAGGCAAGCGGCAAGAAUGAGAGCCAGAUACUUGAGAGCUGUGCUCAGGCAAGACGUGACCUACUUUGAUAUGCAUGUGACAAGCACGUCCGAUAUCGUCACCAGUGUAUCCAGCGAUAGUCUCGUGAUUCAGGACGUCCUAAGCGAGAAGGUCCCUAAUUUUCUUGUCAACGUUUCGCUGUUUGUCGGGAGCUACAUAGCGGCAUUCAUAAUGUUGUGGAGACUGGCAAUAGUUGGGUUCCCCUUUGUUGUGUUUCUCAUCAUUCCGGGCAUGAUAUAUGGGAGGACUCUAAUAGUAAUCGCAAGAAAGAUAAGGGAAGAGUAUAGUAAGGCUGGCAUGAUUGCAGAACAGGCAGUUUCUUCCAUCAGAACAGUAUAUGCCUUUGUCGGUGAGAGCAAAACGCUUUCCGAGUUUUCUAAAGCUCUUGAUGGCUCCGUGAAGUUGGGGCUGAGGCAGGGCUUGGCCAAAGGCUUGGCGAUCGGAAGCAACAGUAUUGUGUUCGCCAUUUGGUCUUUCAUGGCAUAUUAUGGUAGCAGGAUGGUCAUGGACCAUCAUUAUAAAGGUGGAACGGUUUAUGUUGUUGGCACGGCCAUUACUUUUGGCGGAGUGGCAUUGGGUGCUGCUUUAUCCAACCUCAAGUACUUCUCGGAGGCAUGCUCGGCAGGUGAGCGUAUAGAGGAGGUGAUAAAGAGAGUGCCCCCGAUUGAUCCAGAGAACAUGGAGGGGGAGACCAUACCGAAUUUGGAAGGAAACAUCGAAUUUAGACACAUCGAGUUUGCAUAUCCGUCGAGACCUGCAAACAUCAUCUUCAGAGACUUCUCUCUUGCGGUCCCAUCAGGAAAGACUCUAGCUUUGGUUGGUGGCAGUGGCUCUGGAAAAUCCACGGUGAUAUCUCUCCUGCAGAGGUUCUACGACCCGCUCAUCGGAGAAAUACUCCUUGAUGGGAUCGCCAUUAAUAAGCUGCAAAUUAAAUGGCUUAGAUGGCAAAUGGGACUAGUGAGCCAAGAGCCAACACUCUUUGCGACUAGCAUAAAGGAGAAUAUACUCUUUGGCAAGGAGAAUGCCGAGAUGAAGGAGGUGAUCGAAGCUGCCAAGGCUUCCAAUGCUCAUAACUUCAUCAGUCAGUUGCCUCAGGGAUACGACACGCAGGUAGGGGAAAGAGGCAUCCAAUUGUCAGGAGGGCAGAAGCAGAGAAUAGCUAUCGCACGAGCUAUCAUUAAAGCACCCAGAAUCCUCCUCCUAGAUGAAGCAACGAGCGCAUUAGACUCUGAAUCAGAGAAAAUCGUUCAGGACGCACUCGAUCGAGCUUCUGUCGGUCGCACAACGAUCAUCAUUGCUCACCGGCUAUCUACUAUACGACAUGCCAAUAACAUCGCUGUCGUUCAGAACGGGCAAGUGAUAGAGACUGGCAAUCAUGAAGAGCUCAUCCAGAACGAAGAUGGCCUCUACACCUCGUUGGUCAAUCUUCAGAAAUCAGAGAAACAGAAACCGACAGAUCAAGAUGAGAAACUGAAGAACCAAAUCACUUCUUCCAUAUUAAGCAUGGAUGGCUAUAGUACUAGUAGCCGCCAUAGCCUAUCUAAGGUGAGUCGCUCCAGCUCAGCGAGGUCCAUGGCGGCAGUUGGUUCGGAUGAUCAAAAGAACCCCAUUCCAUCUUUCCGAAGAUUGAUAGCUUUGAACAUGCCAGAGUGGAAACAAGCGAUCCUGGGGUGCAUCAGCGCGAUCUUGUUCGGCGCAGUUCAACCGGUGUAUGCUUUUGCCAUGGGCUCGAUGAUCUCGGUUUAUUUUUUGAAAGACCACGAGGAGAUUAAAGCAAAGAUAAGGAUUUAUGCAUUCUGCUUUCUGGGUUUGGCUGUGUUCUCGCUCGCGGUCAAUGUGAUCCAGCAUUACAAUUUCGCUUUCAUGGGGGAGAACUUGACUAAGAGGAUCCGAGAGAAGAUGCUCGCUAAAAUCCUGACUUUCGAAGUCGGAUGGUUCGAUCAAGAUCAGAACUCAAGCGGUUCAGUUUGCUCUAGACUCGCCAACGAUGCCAAUGUGGUGAGAUCUUUGGUGGGUGACCGAAUGGCCCUUAUCGUGCAGACAUGCUCGGCUAUAAUAAUCGCGUUCACCAUGGGUCUGAUCAUCGCCUGGAGACUCGCCCUUGUAGUAAUAGCCGUGCAGCCCCUUGUUAUAAUCUCCUUCUACAUGAGACGAGUGCUAAUGAAGACCAUGUCUCAGAAGGCCAUCAAGGCUCAAGACGAAAGUAGCAAGCUCGCGGCGGACGCAGUCUCCAACCACCGAACUAUCACUUCAUUCUCUUCCCAAGAGCGCAUCCUCAAAAUGCUCGAGAAAGCCCAGGAAGCCCCAAAACGAGAGAGCAUCCGGCAGUCGUGGUAUGCUGGUAUCGGACUAGCCGCCUCACAAUUCUUUACAAAGUGCGCUUGGGCUUUAGAUUUCUGGUAUGGAGGCAAAUUGAUUUCUCAUGGGCAAAUCACAUCAAAAGCGCUCUUCGAGACGUUCAUGAUCUUGAUCAGCACAGGCAAAGUGAUUGCGGACGCCGGAAGCAUGACCACAGACCUUGCCAAGGGCUCGGACACAGUUGGGUCCGUGUUCGCCAUAUUGGACCGGCAGACCAGAAUAGAACCCGAAGACAUGGAAGGUUACCAACCAAGAAAAAUAACAGGCCAUGUAGAGUUUUGCAGGGUAGAUUUUGCAUACCCGGAAAGGCCGGAUGUCAUCAUCUUGAAGGACUUCUCAUUCAAAAUCGAAGCAGGGACAUCAACCGCAUUAGUCGGACAGAGCGGAUCCGGAAAAUCGACCCUCAUUGGCUUGAUCGAAAGAUUCUACGAUCCAAUCAAAGGCACGGUAAAAAUCGACGGACGAGAUACGAGGUCAUACCACCUCAGGGCCUUAAGGAAGCACAUUGCAUUGGUUAGUCAGGAACCAACUCUAUUCGCCGGCUCAAUAAGAGAGAACAUUGUGUACGGGAUAUCGCACGAGAUGAAUGAAACGGAAGUCAUCGAGGCUGCACGGGCUGCAAACGCUCACGACUUCAUUGUGGCGUUAAAGGAUGGAUACGACACGUGGUGUGGGGAAAAAGGAGUCCAGCUCUCCGGAGGACAAAAGCAGAGAGUAGCCAUAGCAAGAGCUAUACUGCGAAACCCGACGCUGUUGUUACUGGAUGAGGCCACUAGCGCGCUCGACAGCCAGUCGGAGAAGGUGGUGCAGAAUGCACUGGAGCGCUUAAUGGUCGGACGGACCACAUUAGUGGUGGCGCAUAGGUUGAGUACCAUACAAGGGUGCGAUGUGAUCGCCGUGCUAGACAAAGGGAAGGUGGUGGAGAAGGGAAGCCACUCUUCCUUGUUGGCUAAGGGUCCGACCGGAGCUUACUACUCGCUGGUGAACCUCCAGAGCACGCCGAACGCCUCGGAACGCAUCGAAUAAUGUGCAGUGUGAAUCUGUUUAGAACAGGGCGAAAAAAAACCAUUGGAAAUGUUGUCAAGGCACUAAGAUCAUGACAAUAGCUCUUUUCUUCUUUUCAAAGUAGAGAGCAGGAGGGGUUUAUGCUUGUUUACUGUAAUUACAUGAUUAGCAUGCUUCAUUAUGGUACAGUGUUUUUCACUUGCUCUACAUGUUCAGUAUUGAAGAUUAGAUGGGAAUAACUUUAUUUUCA